Molecule: messenger RNA, 306 nt
Organism: Porites lobata
Lineage: Eukaryota; Metazoa; Cnidaria; Anthozoa; Scleractinia; Poritidae
Source: the annotation of a GenBank genome assembly
AUGGCGUCCAGGUUUGAAGAUGUUACAGAUUCUGAUGUGGCGGCAUUAAAAGACGCUACCGAAAACAUGAACACCCGUAAAAGCACAGUUAACUGGUUGAGAGUUUUUGAGAACUGGUGUGAUGAAAAUGCCCACGACAAAAGCGCUGAGAAGCUUACUCCUGAACAGCUGGAUAAAGUUCUUGAGCGGUUUUAUGCCUCUGUCCGUAAACAAGACGGAACCGACUACGAACCUGGCUCCUUAAAAGUAAUGCAAGCAGCACUUGACCGCCACCUGAAGGAAAAGGGUACUCUUUGUCAAUUAUAA